Molecule: messenger RNA, 1819 nt
Organism: Salarias fasciatus (jewelled blenny)
Lineage: Eukaryota; Metazoa; Chordata; Actinopteri; Blenniiformes; Blenniidae
Exons: 10
Coding region: 216-1379 (387 amino acids)
Biological process (GO): interleukin-15-mediated signaling pathway; positive regulation of ERK1 and ERK2 cascade; T cell activation
Cellular component (GO): external side of plasma membrane; membrane raft
Molecular function (GO): MHC class II protein binding; protein tyrosine kinase binding
Source: RefSeq, a predicted model, not a curated record
GGUCGUGCAGAUUUCAUCAUCUCAUCCACAAGUUCCUCCUUUUUAACAGCUGCUUAAACGUUUUUCACACUGAUAACGAAGUGAACGCUGAUAAGAGGCUAAAUAUGACUCAAGUGAAGAUGAAGAAAUUACGUCAGUGAACUGCAGGAAGUUGAAGAGAUCAUCUUAAAACCAGAGCGAGAACACGACUGGAGUGAGACACCAGACCUGUGGAAAUGUUUCUACUUUACCUCUUUGUGCUUCAGUCUGCAGCUGUGGCUGCAGUUGUUCAGAGGGCAGGAGAGGACGUCACUCUGACUUGUCAGCAUGAGCUGGAGGGUCAGCGGGACUGUAAUGGGACAACGUGGAGCUAUACUCCUGGAAGAAUUUCCCUAGUAGCGCUGGUUGAACUUGGGAAGCUAAAAGAGAUCAAUGAAACAGAACCAGACAGACUGAGAGUUACAGCUGAUUGUUCUCUGAUGAUAAAGAAAGUCACAGUUCAGGAUGUUGGUCGUUAUGUCUGUUAUCAAUACAAAUCAGACGGAUCAUUGGGACACAUUCAAGUCAACUGGUCUGACAUGUUUCUGUCUGUAGCAACCAUCGUGACUGAACAUGAAGUCGAUGACGAGGAGACACUGAAAUGCUUCGUGACGUCUUCAGAUAAAAGCAGUAAACAGGAAGUGAAGUGGAAAAUCAAAGAUCAAGAUAUUGAUGACGAUAACAGUCAGAUAAAGACAGAAAAGAAUGAAAGUUCUGCCACUGUGACUCUUAAAAAGUCACAUUAUCUUCACCCACAAUCACACUUCCUGAGCUGUGAAGUGACUGACAGCAGAACAGGAGAAAAGCUUCGUUUCAGUCCUCGACCCUCAGGAGACACAAACUCAACAGUAAAACCAGAAACCUUCUCAAAGUCGACCACAACUGGAACCAGUGGAGCUUCAGCAGAUCCACAAGGAGACACAAAACCAACAGUAAAACCAGAAACCUUCACAAAGUCGACCACAACUGGAACCAGUGGAGCUUCAGCAGAUCCACAAGCUGAAUCAACACGACAACCAGAGCAGACAACAGCAGCCUCCGGUGGAGAUUCACAAGGCUCGUGGUGGUGGUUGUACUUGGUUGUUGCUCUGGGUCUGAUUGUACUCCUGAUCACAGCUGUGGUGAUCAUCAGAUGGAAAAGAACCAAAGGAAAGAAGACAGUGGUGGAUGAAAACACGGCCGACGCUGAGGAUGGGAUUUCCUACGCUACAAUCUCAUACAGCAAGAAGACCAGCAGUGACGUCCGGGCUCAAGGUGGAGAUGGAGAGACGGUGACCUACAGCACUGUGAGAGCUUCUUCUUCUCCUGCAGCAGCCUCCGCUGAGCCCAGCAACCUCUACUCCACCAUCAAAUUCAAAUGAGUGACGAGAAGCAGUGUGAGGACAGUUCUUCCUCAGACUGAUAAAUAUCCUCCAGCUCAGUUUGGGAAGCAGUGACACAUCGAUCCAGAUAGUUUUAUCAUUUACAUUUCAGCUCAACUCCUGAGAAAAAAACAGAUGGAAUCUGAAGGGAAAAUGUUUCAGUUUGGAGGCUGACAUGCUUCAUGUUUGAAACAGUGAAUUCACACAGAUUCUUCGGAUUCCUGUGGUCCCUGGAUGGUUUCUUGAUAUUUCGUGUCUGUUUCCCUCUUUGUGUUUCCUCUUCCUGCUGUUUCAUGCCCUGUCACUUCUUUCCUGCUUUCCUCUUUUGUCUCAGUGUGUGUUGUUGCUUUGUGAUUGUGUUACUUAGUGUAAAUAUUAGGGCUGGGCGCGUUCACACAUUGCUUCCUAUACGCCGACAAAUAUUGUCAUCAGGCAUUAAU